AGGUGCGGAAAUCUUCCCUUAGGUAGGAAAAGGAAUUUCUUGACCUUCAGAAGCUUCGAUUUCAAGGCUCUGGUGAGGCAAUGCUUUGAGGAACAACUCGUUCAAACUCUUCUGUUUCAUUUGUGAAUGGAGAUCAUUUUCUCAAAAGCUUGAAAGAUACCUGUCUGAGGAUGAAGUGGAUGUGGGUGAUACUGAUGUGUUUGAUGGUGAGUUGUGUUUCGAGUGAGGGAAAUGUAACGGAUGGUGCGGAGGAAGAUCCUGUAGAGACUUUCGAACAGGCUGAAAAAAAUUUGAAAGCUGAUGUUGGAAAUGUGAUAAAGAAACUCCUUCCGCAUCUUUUAAGGGGAGGGUCGGAAGCUAAAAUAUCGGGGCCAUGUACAUCCAGUAUUAUGAAGAUUAUUGGUGGAGUUCGUCAGCUGAAAGAGUGGGCGUUAAGAUUCAUUGAUGCUACGGGUAAGAUACCAUCAGGAAUACUGGAAGGAACGUCCGUUUCACUUGGUGACUACGAUGAGUGUCUUGAUAUUGAAGUUGGCAAGAAGGAUGUGCAACCGAAGAAGCCAGACGAUGUUUUAUUCCGGGGUCAAUACUGCUUACUUGAAAACCACAGACCCGAAUCAAUACAAAGAGCAAUCGACGAUUUUCAAAAUGGAAAUAAGGAAACACCAAUUUCUAAAACCAAAACUUUUUUGAAUAUGCUGGUAAAAUACAAACACUUGACUAAUUCUACGUUCAAGUUGGGAAUUUGCGUUCCAUCUAAAUGUACCGAAGAAGAUGUGAGAAAUAUACUGAGUUCUGAAACUCUACGCCCAAUUGGAAAGAUUGAAGUCUCAUACUGCGAAGUAAAAGAAGAAAAGGAAAAAACAAAUGGGGAGCUCAUUUUACUAUGUGUUGUUGGAAUAUUUGUAAUAUUCAUGAUUGUAGGAACAGUAUUGGACAUGUAUUUUAGAUUGAUAAAUGAAAGCACUCAAAAGGAGAAAACCAAACCACUAACUUGUUUACAGAAAGUAAUAAGUAACUCAUCGAUUUAUGGAAAUGCUAUAAAAGUCUUAAGUACGAAGAAUUAUCAUGAAAAUCUCUCAUGCCUUUGUGCGAUUCGCCCAAUUGUUGUUAUUUUAAUAAUUUAUGGCCAUACCUAUGGACAUCUGAACAUCCUGCAUUUCCAAAAAUUCAGUAAGGCAGUAAAUUUCACUCGGUUCUUUGAAAGUUUCUUCUUCUCUGGAAUAGCAAACGCUUCUGUAGGAGUAGAUACCAUUUCGUUUCUAGCAGCAGUUACUAUUACAUACAACGGGUGGAGAUAUUUGCAGGAAAAAGAGAAAGCAAAAUUCUCUUUAAUUAAAGUCUUUUUUCUCAGAUAUUUUAGAUUAUCAAGCGCACAACUAGUGACAACGAUCCUGUUUUUAUUAUUUCCACUUUUGGGCUCUGGGCCUUUAUGGCAUGGUUACACCGGUCAGCCAUUAGAGAUGUGCCGUAAAAACUGGUGGAUGAAUUUCCUUUACAUCAAUAACUUUAUGAAAUCAACAGAAAUCUGUUUGUAUCAUACAUGGAUUCUUGCUCUAGUUAUGCAACUAACACUGCUGGGAGUCAUUAUAACAUGGGUUCUAAAAAAGUCAUCCAAAUUUGGGACAUUGCUGAUGAUACUUAUAAUAAUAUCUGGAAUAGUUGGAGUAGGAGCGAUGACUAUUAUUCAUCAAUUACCAGGAAGCCUGGCAUUUUUUAUGCAUGACCAUAAAUCAUUUCCUAUAGCGUGGCGAGAUAUAUAUCUUCUACCGUACGACCAUAUGGGUCCAUUUUGCAUAGGACUUUCUGUAGGAUACUUUCUUGCUCUAAAGAAAGACAAGCUUGAAAUUAGUAAGCUGACCAGUAUGUUUCUCUGGUGUCUGUCUCUCGGAUGCAAUAUCGCAGUUAUGUUUGGUUUAUAUGGUUAUAGACAUGGAGACAAAAUGAAUCUUUCACUAUCCACCUUUUAUGCAGUUAUGAACAGAAAUGUAUGGGCUUUAGGCAUUGGUUGGAUUGUCAUUGCGUGUACAACUCAUCACGCAGGACCUGUUUCUCGAGUGCUGAAAGCGAAGAUAUUUGUUCCUUUGGAUCGCUUGUGCUAUUUGGCAUACCUGUUGCAUAUCCCAAUCAUGUUCUUCCACAGUGGAGUUACACGAGAUACAUGGUUUAUGGGACAUCUAGAAAUGUUUUUUCUGAGUAUUGCAUACUCGUUCGUGUCAUUUCUGUGCGCCUUCUUCGUCUACAUAUUCUUUGCCAGUCCUUACUUUGCAUUAGAAGAACAUAUCUUAUCACUUUUCAUAAGGAAGAAAAAGGAAAACGUAAAGCCUACAAACGGAUACACUCCCCGAAAUGUAUCAGUUAUUACUUUAGAAGAUACCAACGUGCAAUUAACUGCAUGAAUUUUUUAAAGUAUUUAAACAAUUUAUUUGGACUUAUGCAAAAGUGCUCAACUGAUAUAACACGUUCUUCAAAGAAAGUGAACACUUGUAAAUAGUUGAUCUAUUUAAAUAUUUGGUAUAAUCUCAACUAUGUAGUAUUGUUUUGGGAUAUUUUAUGGAGAAAUAUGUUGGGUGAUUCAGACCUAUUGUUCAAAAGUAUACACGUCGGCAAAAAACAUGAUAACAAAUAAGAACUAUAUCAUAGAUCUAGAAUCAAUCACAAUUUAGACAUCUUAUGUAUAUGAAUGCUACAUAUCUUGGAUAGGUGUUUUAUUGGCCUAACUGAAUCCAUUCUGUCAUCACCUAGCUCAUAAAAUAUAUCUCUGGUAAAUAUUUUCCGGGGUUAAGUAUAAAUCCUUGAACUUGAUAUCCCAGAGGAAUUGGACAAGGAUUUGAUGUUAUGAAUCAUUUUUACAAGUAGAGAAAUUGCCCAUGAUCCAGACAUUCUUGCGGACGUUUAUAAAUCAGUUCAUCAACGUUCUUGCAAAGCUUGUGUUGCAGCCUUAGGCCUUAAAUCGAACAUAUGCUUUGAAACUCUCUUUUAAACGAAAAUGUAGAGUAAACAAGUUAUUGUACAGUAAAAUAUAUAUCAUUAUCUUUGGCCUGUCUCGCAUACUUCUAUUUCUGGCUUCGUGGAAAUGUAGUAUAUCUGCAUAUUAUCGAUCUAAUAUUUCUACAUAAUUCUUGUGGCGUGGAUGUGUGGAUAUUGUGUUUAUAUGGACCUGACAUGUAGAGUUCCAUGUCAUCUACAUGUCACAUCUUAACAUGUAAAUUUUUGAACAGUAGUUUUAAAUCACCCAGUAAUUAUAUCGCACACUGAAGUCAUAAAUCUGCAAGAUUUAUGCAUCUCUAGCAGAAAAAAAACAAUCUUUUAACAUCAUCAUAUAUUUCUUACCAUUUUUUCAACGAAGCAAAAGAUAAACUUUUUAUCUUAUUAGCAACAGAUGAGUUUUUAUCUUAUUAGCAACAGAUAGGUCUGUCGUUAUUAAAAUAUAAACGAUAGACUGAAGUUGUGAAUGGACAGUUGAACAUUUAAAAAGUUUCAGGCUGCAAAUUGUACUUUAUAAACAAUUCAUUAUUCAGCAGGUCUGAAAUACUUUACUGUGUUAACUUGUAAGUGAGAUAUAUAAUGAGAAUUUGUAAAGAUUCGAGUAAGAAUCUUCGAGCAAAUUGAAUACAAAAUUUCGUUGAGUUACUAUAUUUAUGAGUAAUUUCGUCGAGUCAAAAUUUCCUUUUAAUAAGGAAUACCUAAAUUUGGUGAAUUUAAUAAUAAAUUCGCAUAAAUAAGGAUUUUCUGGUUUCUAUAAAUAAAGUACUUUUCAGCAUCAGGAAUUUCAUCAAAUAGGGAUUUCUUAUGAUUGGAUUAUUUUGGUAAAGCUUAUUAAAAUUUAUAAGAAAUGUGAAUAAAAAUUUCCUACGAAUAUAGAAUUUAGAUAGGUAAUUCAUAUGAAUGGGAAAUUUUUUAAAUGAAAGUAUUCUUAAGAUAAAAUUUUCCUAAGUACAAGUAUUUCCCAAUAAAUAAGGAAAUUUGGUAAUUUUUUAUAUUUGAAUUCUUGAUAUAUUACAUUUACAGAUUUAACUGUAGUUAAAACAAAUUUAUUGUUACCUUUCGAAAUAAAAUAAUUAGGAUGAAACCAGAAACUUAUAACUGAGUUUAAUUUUUAAAAAUCAACAAUUAUGAUAUUAUUAGGGAAAAAGAAAGAUGGUUUUAACACAAAAAAUAUUAAAAUCAAAUGAUGUAAUAAUUGAAUGUAAUGCUUAAAAAAUUUUGAUUAUAGUUUAAUGUUCUAGCAAUUUCUGUGUACAAGGAUCAAUAUAUUACUAUAAUUAUUAUAUUGUAUGCUAAUGUAUCUUUAUACUGAAUAUAUUAUGUGUGUGUUUUAUGUUUGAGUUCAAGAGUUUGCCUAGUCAAAUCGGUGUUUGAAUAACCUCUCAACAUUUUUAAGACCUUCAAUACUUCCAAAAAUAUUUAUAUUUAAUAACGAAACUGUUUAAUGGUGAGCAAUUAAAAAAAAGUCUCUCCAUCAGUUUCGUGAUCAAAAAAAAUCUUGAUUUUAAUUUUAUCUUUGUUUUCAUUCAAUUUCACAGAAAAUUCCAUAUCAUGCGCGCUUUUAAAAACUUAAACAUGUGCUAAAAUACAAAAAUUCAUUGUCUGUUCCACUAUUGAAGGGAUUAUAAUAUAAUAUUCCUGGUAAAAGCACCAUUAUUUUAUUAAAAUAUAUAUUUAUUUAUUUUAUUUUAAAUACCAUAAACAUGUACAUAUUUUUUAUUAAAAAAAUAUUUUUCUUUUUUACGCUUAUUCCACUGCCAAGCUUUUCAGUUAGUGCAUAUAAUUAAAAAUAACAAUCUAUUUUAUAAGCAAGCGUAAUAUUUUUCUAGUUAAAAUGUGUUUAGUUUUAAUUUCUUAAAAAUUAAAAUUCAUUUAAACAAAAUGUUUUGCUUUAAAUUUUUUAAAUGAAAAACCUUUAUGAUUAAAUUUAAUGUUUUUGUGUACAUCAAUUACAGCAAUGUAUGUGAAACAGUUAUUCGUAAUUGAAAGCUUGCAGAAAAAUCUUGUUAAGUGAAAAUUAAAGAAAAACAAACGAAGAGUAUGCACGUGUGAUGAUUAGCUGUAAGUAUGGAAUAUUGCGUUUCUUCUACCAUGUUUUAAAAUAAAGUGGAUGUAAACUAAAAAUAUUUUUCCGUAAACAUUUACCCGGUUCUUAUAGUUAAAAGAGAUUCUUAUAAAAGCUAUUUUUUAAACUUCAUUAAAAUUUCACAUAACAUGAUUUUUCAAUGAAUUUUCCGAUUGAACUAUUGUUAUAACUGUUUGUCAAAAGCUGUUUGUUUGUUUGUUUGUUUGUUAAUAAAAAUUUGUGAUCUA
Parasteatoda tepidariorum (common house spider) is the source of this 5298-nucleotide messenger RNA. Its product is annotated as nose resistant to fluoxetine protein 6. NCBI's taxonomy places the organism in Eukaryota, Metazoa, Arthropoda, Arachnida, Araneae, Theridiidae. Gene Ontology annotation, molecular function: acyltransferase activity, transferring groups other than amino-acyl groups. The record is from RefSeq and is a predicted model, not a curated record.